Macrosiphum euphorbiae (potato aphid) is the source of this 306-nucleotide messenger RNA. Lineage: Eukaryota; Metazoa; Arthropoda; Insecta; Hemiptera; Aphididae. The record is from the annotation of a GenBank genome assembly.
AUGUCUUUUCUAGACAAUUUUGCAGCUGAAUCAAUGAUUUGGGAUGUUUUCUACAAUCGCUCAAAUAUUCCGAAAUCAAAUGAUGUACUAGAUAUACUGAAAGAAUCGAAAAUAUUUUACCCAUCAGUAUUUUUGGCAAUUUGCAUUGGCCUUAGCUUCCCGGCAACUACCUGUACUGCUGAGCGAUCUUUCAGCACAUUCCGGAGGGUUAAAACCUGGUUACGCUCUACCAUGAAUAACGAAAGACUCAAUGCUUUAUGUAUGAUGAAUGUACAUAAAUCUACCAUAAUUGACCUAAAUACCUAA